ACUUGAACAAAUCAGAGCCGGGUUCGAUAGGUCCGAUUAACAGCUGCUUGUUUUAGCAUUACCUUAUUGGCUGCAGCUCUGGAAUUGAACCUGGCCGUUCGUUUCUAUGAGUUUCCAAACUUCCGCGUGUAAAGUUAAAUGCUAAAACCACAACUACAUAAAGAAAAUUAUCUGUCGGUCAACCCUUAUCAUAACCCAGUGUUUAACUAAACUCACCCUCAUCGCCAUGGCUGUCACUCAAUUCCUCCCUAAAGAAUACGGAUAUGUCGCUAUUGUUCUCGUCUUUUACUGUUUUACUAAUUUCUGGAUGUCCUUCCGAGUUGGCAAAGCCCGCAAACAAUAUAAAGUGCCUUAUCCAACCAUGUAUGCUACAGAAUCGGAAAACAAAGAUGCAAAGUUGUUUAACUGUGUUCAGAGGGGACAUCAGAACUCUUUGGAAUUGAUGCCUAUUUUCUUCUUGUUGAUGAUUUUGGGAGGUAUUAGUCAUCCUUGUAUAUGUGCUGCACUUGGCUCCUUUUAUAUUGUCACUCGGAUUUUCUAUUUCAACGGAUACGCUACUGGUGAUCCUCAAAAGCGCCUCACCAUUGGGAAAUAUGGAUUUCUGGCUUUAAUGGGACUUAUGCUAUGCACACUUUCGUUUGGGAUACAGCAGCUUCGUGGAUAAAUAGUCUUUAAUUUUGCAUGACUUGCUAUCUCCUUACAUCCUCUUUUUAUAUGUUUUUCCUUUUGCUUGGAAAAGACUGCAGUUUGUGUUCUAUAUUAUGAAAUUAUUAUCGGGAAAGAUUGUUAAAUUAUAAAGGUAUUUUGAUGGUA
This is a messenger RNA of Mangifera indica (mango), 813 nucleotides long. RefSeq names its product microsomal glutathione S-transferase 3. The transcript has 4 exons. Gene Ontology annotation, molecular function: glutathione transferase activity; glutathione peroxidase activity. Lineage: Eukaryota; Viridiplantae; Streptophyta; Magnoliopsida; Sapindales; Anacardiaceae. Gene Ontology annotation, cellular component: endoplasmic reticulum; membrane; nuclear envelope. The coding region runs from base 227 to 664 and encodes 145 amino acids. The record is from RefSeq and is a predicted model, not a curated record.